AUGUCCAGUAAUACGCAACAAACUUUAUGGAAAACAGAACAUUCUGUACCAGGAAGACCUGUUUUUGGUGCACAACAUUCACCAUUUUCAAAAAAAGCAUUAGUUACGAAUUCCGUAAUAUCAAAAAAAAAAGAACAAGAAAAAUUUAAUGAAUAUUCAAUAAAUACUGAUGAUGCCUGGGAAAUCGAUGAUGGUGCAAUGUCUUUAAAAUUAAUCGAUAGUGAUGAUAAUGAUGAUCAAUCACAAAUAUUGAAUAUUUCAAAACAGACUGUUGAUGAAGUUGCAUCAAGAGUUAUACAACAACAUAAAUCGAAAGUUCAAUCGAAUAAAAUUACACUUGAUGCAUCCGCUGUACGAAGGCCAAUUAUAACAUCGAAUCUAAAUUCGACUACAUGUCCAGGUAUUGGCAGACGAAUUGGAGAUUAUCCAAAUAUAAAACCAUUGGUACCAAUUCGAUAUAAUAAUACAAUUAAUAAUAAUUCAAAUUCUUCUUCUUCUUCUUCGCCUUCUACUCGAUCAAAUUUUUUUACAAAACCUGAUAUUGAUAUGCAAAAAGAAAUUAAAUUUAAACAAAUUAUCGAACAACCCAAUGUUGAUUUAAAUGAACUUCGUAAAGCAAGUUGGAAUGGUAUUCCAAAACAAUAUCGUACACAAGCUUGGAAAUUACUUUGUGGUUAUUUAUCAUCAAAAAUUGAACGACGACAAGAUACAUUAACAAGAAAACGUGAAGAAUAUUGGUCUUAUGUCAGUCAAUAUUAUCAUACACGUACUGAAAUUGAGCAUCAAGAUACAUUUCGACAGAUUCAUAUAGACAUUCCACGAAUGAAUCCUUUAAUGCCAAUAUUUCAACAAACAGUUGUACAAGAAUUAUUUGAACGUAUUUUAUUUAUCUGGGCUAUUCGUCAUCCAGCAAGUGGUUAUGUUCAAGGUAUCAAUGAUCUUGUUACACCAUUUUUUGUUGUUUUUCUUUCGGAAUUUAUUGAAAAUGAUAUUGAAAUUGAAAAUUUUGAUAUUAGUUCAUUACCAGAACAAAAUAGAAAAAUUGUUGAAGCGGAUAGUUAUUGGGCAACAUCACAUUUACUUGAAGGUAUUCAAGAUAAUUAUACAUUUGCUCAACCUGGUAUACAAUACAAAGUUCGUACGUUAGAAGAACUUGUUAAACGUAUUGAUGAACCAUUAUAUCGUCAUCUUAAAGAUCAGCAUAUUGAAUUUUUACAAUUUGCUUUUCGUUGGAUGAAUAAUUUACUGAUGCGAGAAUUACCUGUACGAUGUACAAUUCGUCUUUGGGAUACAUAUCUUUCUGAACAAAAUGGAUUUUCUCAAUUUCAUUUGUAUAUAUGUGCAGCAUUUCUUGUUCGUUUUUCAAAAGAUCUUUUACGUGAAAAAGAUUUUCAAGGUAUACUUCUUCUUCUUCAAAAUUUACCAACACAUUCAUGGACAAGUAAUGAUAUAAGUAUAUUAACAGCUGAAGCGUAUCAAUUAAAGGUUAUGUUUGCAAAUGCACCAAAACAUUUAACAAGCUAG
This is a messenger RNA of Adineta steineri, 1524 nucleotides long. Lineage: Eukaryota; Metazoa; Rotifera; Eurotatoria; Adinetida; Adinetidae. The record is from the annotation of a GenBank genome assembly.